AUGAAGUGGACCUGCUUUGUCGUAAAUUGGUUGAUUCUCUUCAACCCACUAUUGACCAGUUGUGUGAAAGCUUUGAUUGUCAAUGGUGGCGCCAAAUCUUUGCCUGGACAGUUUCCCUACGUAGUGUCGCUUGUCAGCUUGAAGGAUUCAUAUUGUAGUGGCAGUAUCAUCCACAAAGAUUUCGUUCUAACUGCAGCUCACUGCGUUUGCAGUGAAAGUGGUGAAAUCAAUACCGAUCCCUUGUGGAUAGUGGCCGGAACUAACAAUAUGAGAUAUCGUCUUUACCCAGCUGUGAAAAUUUCUGUCGAAAAGGUCUAUGUGCCCACCGAUUUCGAUCCAAACACGUUUGUGGGGGACAUUGCCGUAUUAAAGCUCGAGAGCUCACUUGACUUGGAUAACAACGAGUUUUUACAAAAAAUCGAUUUAGACACAAUUGGAUACGAAAGGUACAAAAAAAAAAAAGCUUCGAUUGCGGGAUUUGGCUGCUACGAGCUUGGUUAUUUAAUCAGGGACGACGGCUCUUACGAGGGCGUGGAGUGCUUAAAACAUGGAGUACUACAUCACGGCAGCGCUGUAAUAUUGAGCAACAAUAAGUGCCAAAAAAAAUUUACGAAGCGCUCCAACAUAUUUUUCAAAACGAAAGUAAAAACAAUUCAUCGAUCGCAGUUGUGCACUGUUCUCAUCCCACUUCAGGAACAUCUGACGAUCGGUGGUUGUAUAGGCGACAGUGGGAGUCCAAUUGUAAUAAAUGGAAAUAUUCAAGUUGGAGUCAUGAGUUUUGGCAGUAAAUUAUGCAAUGAUGAAACACUGCCAUGUAUCUCGAUCGCAGUUUCAUCUUAUGCGGAUUUUAUAAAUAAAGCACUCGCAGAUUCACCUCCGGGUCAGUACUUACGAUCUGUUAAUCUACCUCUUAAUAGAGAGGUAUCAUCUGUUUAA
Copidosoma floridanum is the source of this 936-nucleotide messenger RNA. Its product is annotated as mite allergen Der p 3-like. NCBI's taxonomy places the organism in Eukaryota, Metazoa, Arthropoda, Insecta, Hymenoptera, Encyrtidae. Gene Ontology annotation, molecular function: serine-type endopeptidase activity. The record is from RefSeq and is a predicted model, not a curated record. Gene Ontology annotation, biological process: proteolysis.